This is a messenger RNA of Poeciliopsis prolifica (blackstripe livebearer), 7279 nucleotides long. It is a transcript of the gene dennd3a, whose product is annotated as DENN/MADD domain containing 3a. The record is from RefSeq and is a predicted model, not a curated record. The transcript is spliced from 30 exons. Gene Ontology annotation, cellular component: cytoplasmic vesicle. Gene Ontology annotation, molecular function: protein binding. Gene Ontology annotation, biological process: regulation of Rab protein signal transduction. Lineage: Eukaryota; Metazoa; Chordata; Actinopteri; Cyprinodontiformes; Poeciliidae. The coding region runs from base 182 to 3973 and encodes 1263 amino acids.
UCAGCGGUAAACCAGUGUGAGUGUCUGUGAAUUUUGAAUCACAGCGCUCAGGAAAGUUUGUGGAGUUUUUAAACGACUUUAUUGCCGCGAGCAAUGGCUGUGCUGGCAAGCUAACCAAAUAUCGGAACCGAACCGAGUGGAAAUGAUCGACUAAUAUAAGGAGUGCGUGAACUCUGAUGUGAUGGCAGAGCUCCCAUCUGGGCUCCUGGAGGCUUGUGUAGUGGUAGGAGCUUCCAGCGAUAAGCUUCGAGAGAUACCGCAACACACGAAGUCAAGUGAACUUCCCCUUCUGGAUCCUGAGGUACUGCAGGUCCAUGCUCCGCCGUUUGUUUCCAUAGAGGCCAACUCGAACCACAUCAUUGGUCCGGCUUUCAGCCGUGUGCAGAGGAGAAGAAGUUUCAUUAAAAAGAAGAGGCGAGAUCGUGCUGCGGAGGUUGUGUCUAAUGGAGAUUCAAGCAGUCGUCGCGAAGCAUCGCCUGCAACAGAGGACAUCAGCGUUCCGAAGGAUCUGGACCUCAUCGCUUUGCCUCAGCUCUGUUUCCCUGAUGGUCUUCAGCUAGCCAGCGAGCAGAAAGAUGACACUUAUCACUUCUUGGUUUUUACUGACCUGUUUGGGAAUCGAACCCAUGGAGUUGUUGUCCAGUACUACAGAGCUGUGCAGUCUAUUCAGGAAAGUGUCUUACAAAAUGGCCACAGAUGGAAUACACCCAAGUGUCGUCUGUUUGCUCCUUUUGCUGUGUGCAUCAUUUCAAAGUUUCCCUACUACAAUGCCCUGAAAGACAGCUUGUCAUGUCUGCUGGUCCAGUUGCGGACUGCAAGACAAGCUGAUCUUGAAGAAACAAUCAGAGAGUUUUCAGCCAAGCUGUCCCUUGUUCCCCUACCACCUCCCGGACAGCUGCAUGUGUCUUUCAGUCUUCGUCCCCUUCAAGUGGUUCUCCCGUCCAGAGACGAUCAAGACAGUCCCGUUGUAGACAUCAACCUUCACCUUCCCCUUCUCUGUUUCACUCACACAGCUCUGCUCCAGGUGCUUUCCUGCCUUCUGCAAGAGCAGAGGAUUGUCUUUUUCUCCUCAGACUGGGCCAGACUUACUCUGGUGGCAGAGAGUUUGUUGCUGUACCUGCAGCCGCUGUCCUGGCAACAGCCCUAUGUUCCUGUCUUGGCCCGAGGAAUGCUGGACUUCCUUAUGGCGCCGACCGCUUUCUUGAUGGGUUGUCACAUUAAUCACUUUGAAGAGAUUGCUGCUGAGACAGAGGACCUAAUCCUUGUGAAUGUGGAUGACGGCUUUAUUCAGACUUCCUGGUCUGACGCUGUUGACCUUCCUACAUUACCUCUGGCUGCAGCAGAGUGCUUUAUUUCAAGGGCAGAGAGCUUACAGCUUCAGUACGAUUUGGAGCUGUGCCACCUUGGAACAGGUACAGAUGUUAACACCCUUCGCUCCCAGCGUAGAGGCUGGCAGCAGAAACUCAACUCCCAGAUCCAAAACAUUGCCCUGGAACUAGUGGUCAACAUCUUCAGAGGGGUCCAGGACUUCUUAAACCAUGAACACAGAGUUUUUAAUAGUGAGGAGUUUCUCAGAACCAGGGAGCCAGACGACCAGCUGUUUUACAGAAAGGUGUUGGAGACGCACAUCUUUCACUCAUUCCUGCGGGACAGGCUGAACCGGAAAAGAGAUUCCUUCAGUCGCAUGGAGCAGAUGACACAAAGCCACGCUCACCGGAAUCGUGCAAUGACAGAAUCUCCACGCCGCCCUCCGAUGUCUGAGCUGUCCAAAGCUGGCCCUGACCGCAAAUUGAGCAAACGGCUGGGAGCCAGUCUGCCGAAUCUCGACCAACCCAUUAACGAAUCAGUCACGUUGAACGUCAACAGACUACUCUCCAUUCGGAAGAUUAGUCCCGACAGUGGGUUGAAGUUCCUUCAGAAACCUCUGAAGGUGUUCCGUCUCCCAGAGUUCCCGCCACCAUUAGCCUAUCAUUAUGUUCAGAACUAUUACUCUGACAUGGUAUCCUCACUGGGGAAGGCUAUCAGUGUGACACCACCUGAUGAAUCUGCGCUGCUGGCCAGAUACCAUUACCUCCGGGGUUUGGUGAACACUGUGUCCAACAGGCGUCUGGAUGCAUUAGAGGAUUUCCAUAGUCUUUAUAAGACCGACGCUGAAAUCUUCCCUUCUCAGAUGGUUAACUCUUUAAUAGACUCCCUGCCGGAUGUUGAGCGGGUACAGGCGGACAGAAGGCCAGAAAUCAAACGCCUAAUCAGUCGGCUGAAGAGGGAACAGGAACGGGAGCGUGCGAUCCAGGGCACAGGGCAGGAAGACGCAACAGUAAAGCGUUUCCAGCUGCCGAAAAAAUACAUGCACUUGGAGGAGUUUGUGAAAUGUGUGCAGGAGUCUGGCAUCGUAAAAGACCAAGGAACCAUUCACAGACUGUUUGAUGCUCUAACCGUAGGUCACCAGAAGCAGGUUGGUCCAGACUUAUUCAGAGUCUUUUACACCAUCUGGAAGGAGACUGAGGCCGAGGCUCAAGAGGUGUGUCUGCCAGCAUCUGUGCUGGAGCACAUUGAUGCUACCGAAUGCGUCUUCAAGCUGUCAUCCUCCGUCAAAACAAGUCGUGGUGUGGGGAAGAUCGCCAUGACUCAGCGUCGGCUUUUCUUGCUGACCGACGGACGACCGGGAUACGUGGAGGUGGCACAAUAUCGAGAUUUAGAGGAAGUGAGGGUGUCCUCUGCUCCCUUCCUGGUUCUACGCAUCCCCAGCCUGAAGAUCCGUGUUCAUGGAAGGAAGGAGACAUUCGAGGCCAACCUGAAAACGGAAACUGAGCUGUGGAAUCUGAUGGUCAAGGAGAUGUGGGCAGGACGAUCAAUAGCUGACCGACACAAGGAUCCACAAUAUAUGCAACAGGCUCUGACCAACGCCCUGUUGAUGGACGCUGUAGUGGGCAGCCUUCAGAGCAGUAAGGCUAUCUUCGCUGCUUCUAAACUCGCUUACUUUGACCGCAUGAGUCUAGAAGCUCAGAUGAUGGUUCCCAGCACAACUUCAGAGGCGCUGAAGCAUAAAAUAAAUCCGUCUGUGGAAUUUGCCGUACCCUUGGCUGUAGAUGUGUUGUUGUACACUCCAGGUCAGUUAUGGGUGUCAGUGGGUGUAGGGAAGGUGAUGGUCUAUGAUGCAUCCAGCUGGUCCCUCAUACAAACCUGCCAAGUUGGAAAUGCAAGACUGAACUGCAUGCUGGGAGUUGACAGAGACCAGGUCUGGAUGGGUUCUGAGGACUGUGUCAUUUACAUCAUCAGUGUGGUGUCCAUGGUCUGUAACAGGCAGCUGACUGAGCACAGGGCAGAGGUCACAGGACUUGCACUGGACAACGAAAAAUACUGCCACAAGGUGGCGUACUCCUGCAGUGCGGAGGGAACCGUCGUGGCGUGGGAAGUCUCGACUCUACAGGUGAAGAGACAUUUUCGUCUCUCCUGCGAUCGCCUGCUGUCAGUCUACAGCUGUGGUGGAGUUCUCUGGUGUUGCGCUAGGGACGGUAUAAUGGAGGUCUGGAGGAAUGGUACAUUAAAACAACAUAUAAAUCUGCCCGAACAACAGAGAGUCACGUAUAGCUCUGCUCUGCUGAUACCUGAGAGCGAGGAGCUUUGGAGUGUGUGUAUCGACUCUGCAGAGGUGUAUAUUUGGCACGUUAAAAACGCAAGCAGACCUAUCAACCGCGUGAUGCUGCAGGACUGCACUGGAUGCUACUGCAUGAUUCAAGUCAAAAACCAGGUCUGGGUCGGGGCUAUGGGCCGUAGCUCUACCAAGGGAAAGAUUUACAUCCUGGACACGGAGCGCUACGAGGUUCUGAAGGAGCUCCACGGCCACAUCGACAAGGUGACGGCGCUCUGCUCCGCUGAGGACCGCUACGUCCUCAGUGGAGCCGCCAAACGCGACGGGAAAGUCGCCAUCUGGAAGGUGGAGGAUCGAGGACUGGACUCAAGCAAAUGUUAGCUAAAACUAAUGGACCUUCUCGUGAACAAUGAAGGUUGAAAAAAAAUACAGAGAAAUGAAGGGAAGCCCAACAAAGACUGAUAAAUAAAUGAAGGAAUUACAUGUGAAGCAUCGAGUUUAUAUGAAUUCAAAAACUUUAAACCUUUUUCUAAGACUUAUGUUAGCAGCACUAACACAAUUGACACUUUUUCAAGUUUUUAGCGAAGAUGAACGACUGAAAAACACAAAGUGUGCUGAUGGUUUUUACUCCAAAGUGUCUCACUUUACAUUCUACAUAUGUGUUUAUGUAAGGUCGUGUGCAAUCUGAGAACAUGAUGUGCGUUAGCUUCACCUCAUGCUGUGUGCUUGACGUAGAAAUCUGCAGCUCCAAGGAGUCAAAAUACCAUGAAAAUACAGAAGAGGCUGGAGAUUUCAGCAGCACUGUGGGAAAGCGCCGACAGCGGUGCUUUAAUACGAGGAUGCAUGGUGAUGGGAACUGGAGUCGGCGAAUACAACAGAGCAUCUUGAGAACCUGUGCUUACUCCGAGCACAAAGCCUUAGAAAAGUAUUCAGCCGUUUCACAUCCUGCCACGUUACAGCCACAAACAUUGAUGGGUUUUAUUGGGAUUUAGUUUUAUGGAUUACCAUAAUUGUCCCGCUCGAAUAAAAACCUUUUUAAUCAUGUAACAGAUUUCCAUGCAGAGAUGUAAAGUAAAAAGUUACUUCGCUUCACAAUUCUCUAUUACUUUGUAUUUGUCCAAGAAAACCAAAUGAAGCACAUUGUUUGUGGUUAUAAUGUGGAAAAAUAUUAACUAAAAUACACAGCUUUCUUUUCUCAUUUUUUUAAUUUAUUUAUUUUUCUGCAAUACAUUUUAUACCUUGUGAUAUAUUUGGUUUGUAGUUAAAGUGACUGGAAAAGGUCAAAGUGUUCAAAUAUUUAACAUUCAGAUGUUUAUAACAUGCCUGUAAAAUGCUUCAGUUGUUGGAAAUGAUUUGGUUUCUUGUAUUAGCUGUUUAAUCUCCAGAUUUAUAUAUUUCACUAUUCAUUAUUUUUUUAUUUAUCUGCUGUAUCUAAUCAAUUUCUAGUUAUAUGCAUUCCUAUUUUAAUUUACGUUUUAAAGACAUAAUUGGGAAAUCUUGUAGCCAAAACUAUUCUUACAAGUUUUUACCAAUAGUAAAAAUAUGUUGUAAAACAAAACAUUUAAUGCUUUAUUAUUAUUAUUAUUAUUAAGCUCUUUUUUAUUAUUAUUUUGGAAGAUAUUUGUCGAUUUUGGGUCUGCCAUACAAUUAACACAGCAUGUCAGAAAAAGGAUUUGAUAAAAUUGUGAUUUUUAACUCGGUCAUAAAACCCUGAAGAAGAAAAACUCAUCAACAACUUGUGAUGAGUUUUGAUCUUGAUCUUAAAAUCAAGAUAACUUGAUUUAUGAAACAGGACAUUAAUAGAAAAUAUACCAGCAGUCCACCUAUAACAAACAAAAAAAAUGAAUGUAGUUUUUGAGGGGUUUAGUCAAAUUCUGGCCUUAAAUUCAGCUGUUAUGCUGUUAAAUCACCUUAAACAUGCAGCUUUCAGUCUAAAAGAAAUCCUCCAUUGUUGCUAAAUUAAAACAUUUUCACAAAUAAGAGUGGGACAAAAUACCACUAGUGAUAUCCCAAUUAUUGCUUAGUAUCAAGUGGACUAUUUGUCAGUGUCACAUAGUGGCAAAAACUGAUUAUUAUUGAGAACAUCCCUGUUGGAUAUUAAACUUCAUUUGUUGAUCUGUGUCAAAAAUGGAGUAAAAAGAGAUUUGUUAUUAACAAAUACUUUUUCAAGUGUCUUCUUCAAAUUUUGGGGGGAAAAAAUGGCUGUAACAUUCACAAAAAAUUAUCUCGUUUUUAAAUAGACUACCCAAAUAACAAGAAAAUGAAAUUAUCAAAAUGGGAAAAUUGUGAAAUUUUGGUCAAUGUAGAUAUUGAUUGUCUAACCAGCUCUGUCAAUAAUCAAAAUGGUUGCUAAGAUUAUUUUAGUGGCAAAAGGAAUCAGUGUGAAGUUUAUAUAUAAAAUAGCAGUUGAUUGAUUAUUUUAGACACUUUUGUUUACAGCUGUACUGUAAAAAUUUGGUAUAUUUAUUCAAGGUGUGAGAAUAUCCUUCUGUCCAAUGCUUACAAUGCACUUUCUAAUAGUUAUCAGUAGAGGGCGCAGUUUUACCAAAAAGGAACGAAAUUGGUCCAACAUUUCGUAGCUUCAGACCUGCAGAAAAAUCGGUCACCUAUUGAGUCUGCAAGCAUUUCUGUUAACGUGAUUACAGUGACGUCACAGCAGUAUCAACAGCUUCAAAUCAUCCACAUAAAUUUGGAGUAGAAAACAUGUUUUUGUGUUGGUUUGCUGAUUUUUCAUUGACUUCACACAUUAUGCCAGCUCUAAGUCAAAGAACUGACCUGCAGGAAGAAAAUGAGCUGCUCAGCUCACUGCUGCAGUCUGCACGGUGGAAGACUAAACAAAGUCGAAUAGACAAAUCCUGCCCUGCUCGAGUGUCCUUGAGCAAAACACUAAAUCCAUGCAUGGCCGCUGGUCCCCCGUGGGGCUGGUGGAGAUGUUUUUCCCCUCCAGGACUCUGGCAUUUACAAUGGCCUGCACUUUGUGUGACUGUGCUGGUAACAUUAAGCCAUAAGCAGCUGUUAAUCUCCCAGCAUGCAGCUCCACUUGUUCCUCAGCACUAGUUGGGUUUAGGACGCUUUCUGUGUCUCCUGCUGAGUUUUUAAUCACUUUCUCUAACCCAUAAAUCUUUACUUGGUAAAAGGGAGUUUAAGUUGUAAGCAGGCCCAAAAUAUACACAGCUUAGGGAACUAGCUUGGCUCAAAACCUUCUGCUGUUCUGCCAGAGACGCUGUUCUUUACGGCUUCAAGUCGCAGCUGCUCUUUGUCUUAAAUUUGUUGCUUCAAUUUACAAAGGCUGACACAUUUCUUGGUAACGAUGAUAAAGAUGUGUAUGGUAGAAGUGUAAUCUCACACUGAAAAUUGUACAUUUUGUUUCACUACAUUUAUUCAGGCAAGAUUUUUCUUUUAUAAUAAAAUUUUUAUUGGUUUAUUUUGAUCAAUAAUUAGAAAACUGAACCAAUAAUUUGUAACUUUUUAUUAUUAUUAUUUGUAUUCCUCCUUGUUUAUAUGAUUACUGUUAGUUUUUUUUACGACAUUUUAAAAGUUUGGUGCAUAUCAAGAGAGAAGAUCUUUGUAGUGCUUAUUUUUUCAAUCACUAAGACGUACAAAACUGUUUGUUUACCCAAAGUUGGAAAAUCAGGACAAAAAUGGUGGAUAUUAUUUAAUUUUAUUUUUGAUUAAAAUCUAUAUGUU